Molecule: messenger RNA, 1419 nt
Organism: Capsaspora owczarzaki ATCC 30864
Lineage: Eukaryota; Filasterea; Ministeriida; Capsasporidae
Exons: 1
Coding region: 1-864 (287 amino acids)
Source: RefSeq, a predicted model, not a curated record
AUGCUCCCUGCACAAGCUUGCCAGCACUUGCCGCAUUCCAGCAGCAGCCUGGUGCCGGCUUGGCGCCACCUGCAGGCAUGCCCGUGCCGCCACAAGGGAUGCCGCCCUGCCAAUCAUGCCCCAGAGGUGCUGGCCAAGCUGCUCGCCAGCGUGCCGCAGCUAACAGGUGGGCAGGACGACCUCAAGACGAUUCCUCCGCACGUUCUCGCCAUGCUCGCCAUGUUCCCGCCUCCCGGUUUGCUUCCCCCAGGCACGCCCGGCACUCCCGGCACUCCCGGCACUCCUGGCACGCCCAGCAGCCCAUCCGGAUCCGGAGCCCCACCACUCCCUCCCAUGUCUGCGCCAAUGGGCAACGGCACAAAAACAAUCAGUCGAGCGGGCAUGUCGCGCGAGCGUCCAAUGUCGGUGAUGGCCCCAUCCACUGCCAGCGUUGCCCGACACAACUCGGACAAGACGGCCUCCUCCACCACCCCUUCCGCCUUCUCCCGCGAGCGCACAAUGUCUGUCAUGGACUCGCGUCGCGGCUACAAUCGCGCGCGCUCCGCCAGCACUGGCCCCAAUCUCCCGUUCGAACGCCUUCCGGCCCCUGGCCCGCCGCUCCCACCAAACCACCCGCCGCCAAAGUCUCUUCCCGCCGAACUGCUCAACCGCCCCACGAUUGAGGACACCAUGACGCAGGAGGACUUUGAAGUGCCCACCUCCCCCGACGUCGCCUCCGCCUCCAAGCGCCACUACGAGGACAUUGAGGAGAUUCGCGCUGCCGUGUUUGCUCUCCAGGCCGCGGAUGCAGAUGGCGUGACCGCUGCCGAAGCCGAGGAUGCAGCGCCAGGCGAUGCUGCAGUUGCUGUUGAAGCAUCCUCGUAACAACUUUUUUUUUUGUUCCGUCCUUGUUCCGUCCUCCCUAACACUGCUCCUUCUCUAGAUCACAAUAGUGAUCUGGCGCUCCCCCUAUUUGUUUUCCUUCGGCGCGCUACCGGCGACUUCUGUGCAAUGGCUUCUUGUUUUCCCUUUUUUUCCUCUUUUUUUUUCCGUUUCUUUACAUUGAUUCAAAACAAACAACCAAGCCUGCAUCACAGCCGUGUGCCAAGCACUCUACUGCGCUGAAUUUCUUUUGACUGCUACUCUUCUAUUCGCUUUUUGUUGUUUGUAAAAAGCGGUAGCUGUAGCGGUCGACUUUUAUUUGAACACUUUUUUUUUUUUUUCGUUUAUUGUUUCGUUUUCUUCGUCUCUGCCUUCCCUCCCCCCCCUUUUUGUUGUGGGACUGUUCUGCUCUGUUCUUUUUCGUGAUGUAUCUGGUUGACCCUAACUACCUUUUCUUUUACUUUUUGCUCUUUGUUGUUUGACGUUGCUGUAUCACCAAUGAAAUCUGCCAAGUUCACCAUGUUUACCAUGUGUACUUUUGUCCCAUCUCUGAUCAAA